Messenger RNA from Schistosoma turkestanicum, 327 nucleotides. Lineage: Eukaryota; Metazoa; Platyhelminthes; Trematoda; Strigeidida; Schistosomatidae. The record is from the annotation of a GenBank genome assembly.
AUGCCUCGUUAUAGUACCACUGAUGAAGUUAUGGGACUCCGUAUACCAGCUUUCAGAACUCGCCUUAUGAUGAAAAGUUCUCCUGAUGUAGAUUGUGUUUCAUCAGAUUCUGUUGUAUGUCUGUCUAAAGCAACUGAAAUGUUUGUAAGUGAGCUUGUAUCCAGUGCAGUGCGUGGUAAUCGAUCUGAAUUGACUUACAAGGAUCUUUCUCGUCUUCAAUGUCAUUUGGAUCGUUACAGCUUUCUAGCUGAUGUUCUACCUCAAAAAAUCACUGCUAGAGAGUGGAUAGAGAAAUACAAGUCUGAAUUCGACGCAUCUUGUCCAUGA